AUGUCUCUUCCAAAGCGGGAGGUGGAGGAGUUGAGGCCAUGGGUGGAGCGCACUGUGAAGAAGGUGCUGGGUUUCUCGGAGCCCACUGUGGUGACUGCAGCCUUGCACUGUGUGGGAAAGGGACUGGACAAAAGGAAGACCAUAGACCAGCUGCGUCCUUUCCUCGAUGACUCUGCUGGAGGCUUUGUAGAGCGUCUUUUUGAAGCCCUUGAGGAGAGCCGCAGCGCCCGUGGAAACAAAGGAGCAGGAGAAAAAAACCGGAAGAGAGAACUUAAGGAGGUGUUUGGUGAUGAGGCUGACACGGGUGCAGUACGAGAACCUCCGGAGACAGGAGAUGGAACAACGGCAAAACGGAAACGAGUCCACCGUUUUGAGGAGGUAGAGCAACCUGAGGUGAUACCUGGACCUCCAUCAGAGAGUCCCGGCAUGCUCACCAAAAUGCAGAUAAAACAGAUGAUGGAAGCAGCCACAAGACAGAUCGAAGAGAGGAAGAAACAACUAAGCUUUACUGCUCCAGUCGCUGCUACAACACGGUUGCCUGUUCCCACCCCACAGUCACAGCUGGACUCUCCUCCACUCUCUCGACUUCUUGGCUCUUCUGGUGCUGCAGCAGCUGGUGGCGGGUCAUCCAUCGCCCCCUCCCAGGCUGCCAGCUUCAUGAAUGAUGCAAUUGAGAAGGCCCGCAAGGCUGCUGAGCUACAGGCUCGCAUCCAGUCCCAGUUAGCCAUGAAACCUGGCAUCCUCGGAGCCUUGGGGAACACUGGGCCUCAAAACUUAGUGGCACUAGCUAAUCUACAUGCCAUGGGGAUUGCACCACCCAAAGUAGAACCCAAAGAGGUGAACAAGCCAACACCCCUUAUCUUGGAUGACAAGGGAAGAACUGUAGAUGCCACUGGCAAAGAGGUUGAACUCACACACCGUAUGCCCACACUCAAAGCUAACAUUCGAGCAGUAAAGAGAGAGCAGUUCCGCCAGCAGCUGAAGGAGAAACCUGGAGAUGACUUAGAGGCCACAUCCUACUUUGAUCAACGUGUGCCUGUUCCUCCAUCCCAGCGCCCACGCAGGAGCUUCAAAUUCCACGAACAGGGACGCUUUGAGAAGAUUGCUCAGAGAAUUAGAACUAAGGCCCAGUUGGAACGGUUGCAGAAUGAGAUUGCCCAGGCAGCAAAGAAGACAGGAAUCCAAGCUUCAACCAAGCUAGCACUGAUUGCUCCUAAAAAGGAGAUUGGAGAGGGAGAGGUUCCCAGUAUUGAGUGGUGGGACUGUUACAUCUUGCCCUCCAACAUAGAAAUAAAUUCAGACACAAAAUUUGGAGAAUUAGAGCUGUUUGGUGUGACCAACCUAGUAGAACAUCCUGCCCAAAUGAGCCCACCAGUUGACACAGAUAAGCCAGUAACUCUAGGUGUAUACUUGACAAAGAAAGAACAGAAGAAACUUAGACGGCAGACACGGAGGGAAGCACAGAAAGAAGUGCAAGAGAAGGUCCGUCUGGGACUGAUGCCUCCACCAGAGCCCAAAGUACGGAUCUCCAACCUAAUGAGAGUCUUGGGAACGGAGGCAGUUCAGGACCCCACAAAAGUAGAAGCGCAUGUUAGAGCACAGAUGGCCAAGAGACAAAAGGCUCAUGAGGAGGCAAAUGCAGCUCGCAAGCUCACAGCAGAGCAAAGAAAAGAGAAGAAGGUCAAGAAGUUAAAAGAAGAUCUCACUAAUGGUGUUCACAUUGCAGUGUACAGGAUCCGAAACCUGCAAAAUCCUGCCAAGAAGUUUAAAGUGGAGGCCAAUGCCAACCAGCUGUACCUGACAGGCACUGUAGUUCUGCACAAAGAUGUCAACAUUGUUGUGGUGGAAGGAGGGCCUAAAUCGCAGAAAAAGUUCAAGAAGCUAAUGAUGCACAGAAUCAAAUGGGAGGAACACAACAGUAAGAGAGAUGAUCCAGAUGGUGAUGAUGAUACAAAGAGGAACAACAAGUGCUGGUUGAUUUGGGAGGGAACAGCUAAAGAGCGUAGCUUUGGGGAUAUGAAGUUCAAGCAGUGCCCCACAGAGAGCAUGGCCAGAGAACACUUCAAGAAGCACGGCACAGAACACUACUGGGACCUAGCACUCAGCCAGAGUGUGUUGGAGACCACAGAUGACUGAAACCUGUCAGCGGAGCAUCUAGUUUCAGUCGGGGUCCCCUUCCUACAAACCUCCAGAUCAACAGCCUCACAGCUGGCCAUCAUUCUUGACUGGCUGCUUUAGAGGACAGAGGCUUUAUCGAGAGACUUGAACAGUGAAUCUGUGUGGAUAUUUUUGUGAGACUGUGUGACAGGUCAGGAUGUGUGUAGGAACAGUAUGUGUGUAGGUCUCAAUCAGUGUUCAUCUUUUUGGUUAGUAGACUAUUUUGUUAGAUAUUUCCUGUAUUAUUCAAUACAGUCUGACAGAUUGCAUUAUGUUAUGGUAAUUAUUACCCAUGGCUUUUGUGUGAUGACAAGAAACUGUCAGAUUAUAUCAAGACUGGAGUUUGGUGAAAAUAAUCCAGCUUUGCCUCAAACACUUUAAUAAACGCCCCACACAUUUAGAGAAAACCUGAAAGGAUAACCUGGGUACAUUUCAGUUUAAAAUGGCUACAUUGGUUUUUAGUUGUGGCAAAAGGAGGAAUUUUUGAUUCAGCUGUAGCUAUAUUUCUAUGUACAGUUACCAUCUGAAAUAAACCAACUUUAACCGA
Archocentrus centrarchus (flier cichlid) is the source of this 2704-nucleotide messenger RNA. It is a transcript of the gene prpf3, whose product is annotated as PRP3 pre-mRNA processing factor 3 homolog (yeast). NCBI's taxonomy places the organism in Eukaryota, Metazoa, Chordata, Actinopteri, Cichliformes, Cichlidae. Gene Ontology annotation, biological process: mRNA splicing, via spliceosome. The transcript is spliced from 16 exons. Gene Ontology annotation, cellular component: U4/U6 x U5 tri-snRNP complex. Bases 1 to 2136 code for a protein of 711 amino acids. The record is from RefSeq and is a predicted model, not a curated record.